CCUCAAGCCUCCUCUUUAACCUCACCCUGAAAAUUCAGAGAAACUAAGAACAUAACUGAAACUCGAGUUUGGUCAGCACAGAUCUUUUUAUAAAGAUGGUUUCGGUGGAGGAUCCGUUACCUCACUCGAAUUCAACCCGUUUCCCGUUAACAACCGAUUUCUGCGGCUCAUCUUCUCCGUCGGCGGCGAAGAUACACCGUCAAGUCGGCCGGUCGAUGAGGACGGUGAGAUCUAACUUCUACCAAAGCGGCGAUCAAUCUUGCUCUUUCGUCGGCUCCGUCGGCGAUAAAUCGGAGUACGUGUCGGAGUAUCUGUCGGAUUCCCUCAUCGACAUGAGACUCGGCGAGCUCGCGUUGAAGAACAGUAACUCAGUCCACUCAAUCGCUUCCUCAUCGAAAGAAGAAGCCUUUCUCGAUAUUUCUCAGGCGUUUAGUGAUUUCUCCGCGUGCAGCAGUGACAUCUCCGGUGAGCUACACCGUCUCGCUUGCUUGCCGUCUCCGGGAACCGACAGAACGGAGAACGUCGGAGAUAAAGAAGCGCAAGAUCCAGAGCCGUGUCUAGGGUUUCUGGAGAGGGAGAACUUCUCCACGGAGAUUAUAGAGUGUAUCUCCCCGGAAGAUCUGCAGCCGACGGUGAAGCUCUGCAUCGACGGGCUUCGCUCCUCUUCGGUGGCGAUUAAACGAUCCGCCGCGGCGAAGCUGAGGCUCCUGGCGAAGAAUCGAGCUGAUAACCGUGUGUUGAUUGGCGAAUCUGGAGCUAUCCAAGCUCUGAUUCCGCUUCUUCGUUGCAACGAUCCGUGGACGCAGGAGCACGCCGUGACUGCUCUCUUGAACCUCUCUCUCCACGACCAGAACAAAGCUGUGAUCGCCGCGGGAGGAGCUAUCAAGUCUCUCGUGUGGGUUCUCAAGACGGGGACGGAGACUUCGAAGCAGAACGCGGCGUGCGCGUUGCUCAGCCUUGCGCUCGUGGAGGAGAACAAGAACUCGGUCGGAGCUUGCGGCGCGAUUCCGCCGCUUGUUUCUCUGCUGCUGAACGGGUCAUGCAGGGGGAAGAAGGACGCGCUCACGACGCUUUACAAGCUCUGCACGCUUCAUACGGGUUGAAAAAUUGUCCCUAGCCCGUCUUAUGUGAAGCCGCUGGUGGAUCUUGUGGCGGAGGAAGGGACUGGGAUGGCGGAGAAGGCGAUGGUGGUUCUGAGCAGCCUGGCGGCGAUUGAGGAAGGCAGAGAGGCUAUUGUAGAGGAAGGAGGGAUCGCAGCGCUUGUAGAGGCUAUCGAGGAUGGAUCGGUGAAAGGGAAAGAGUUUGCGGUCUUGACGCUGUUGCAGCUUUGUGCUGAUAAUGUCAGGAACCGUGGGUUGCUUGUGAGGGAAGGUGCGAUUCCUCCUCUUGUGGGUCUCUCUCAGAGCGGCGCCGUCAGCGUUAGAGCUAAACGCAAGGCAGAAAGACUACUGGGUUAUCUUAGGGAGCCAAGGAAGGAGGGAAGUUCAUCAUCAAGCCCUUGAAAUUGAUUUGCAUGGGUUCCCUUGAAUGAAACCAUUAUGGACGGUUUUCAGCAGUCUAGUAUUGUAUAUACUGAGUGUAUGUUUGGUGGGUUUUGUAUAGCAUCUUUAUGUAGACUACUGUAAAAGGAAGAUCAAAUUAGUGCCAGAAACUUUGACUACUUUUGAUCUUCCUUGUAUUGAUGUUAAGCUAGUUUUAUAUGUGUGAGAGUGCUAUUUGGAUUACAAGUCUAGCAUUCAGUUUUUCUGUUGGUGUGAGUGGUGAAAUUUGCUGAUUUUUAAGGCAAAAAGCUUCUAGUGUCGGCGCAAAUGCAAUGUUUAAGAGCAAAGCAAUUUUAAUC
Messenger RNA from Brassica oleracea var. oleracea, 1840 nucleotides. Its product is annotated as U-box domain-containing protein 4. NCBI's taxonomy places the organism in Eukaryota, Viridiplantae, Streptophyta, Magnoliopsida, Brassicales, Brassicaceae. Gene Ontology annotation, cellular component: nucleus; cytoplasm. The transcript is spliced from 3 exons. Gene Ontology annotation, molecular function: protein binding. The record is from RefSeq and is a predicted model, not a curated record.